AUGGCCGACCAGCUGACCGAAGACCAGAUCGCCGAGUUCAAGGAGGCCUUCUCCCUGUUCGACAAGGACGGCGAUGGAACCAUUACCACCAAGGAGCUGGGCACGGUGAUGCGCAGCCUGGGUCAGAACCCCACCGAGGCGGAGCUGCAGGACAUGGUCAACGAGGUCGACGCCGACGGCAACGGCACCAUCGAUUUCCCCGAAUUCCUGACCAUGAUGGCGCGCAAGAUGAAGGACACCGACUCGGAAGAGGAGAUCAAAGAGGCCUUCAAGGUGUUUGAUAAAGACGGAAAUGGGUUCAUCAGCGCUGCUGAGCUUCGACAUGUCAUGACAAACCUCGGCGAGAAGCUCUCAGACAACGAGGUGGACGAGAUGAUCCGCGAGGCCGACGUCGACGGCGAUGGCCAGAUCAACUACGACGAGUUUGUCAAGAUGAUGCUGAGCAAGUAA
Messenger RNA from Kalmanozyma brasiliensis GHG001, 450 nucleotides. Its product is annotated as EF-hand domain pair. Gene Ontology annotation, cellular component: central plaque of spindle pole body. Gene Ontology annotation, biological process: spindle pole body organization. The record is from RefSeq and is a predicted model, not a curated record. Gene Ontology annotation, molecular function: calcium ion binding; enzyme regulator activity. The coding region runs from base 1 to 450 and encodes 149 amino acids. NCBI's taxonomy places the organism in Eukaryota, Fungi, Basidiomycota, Ustilaginomycetes, Ustilaginales. The transcript is spliced from 3 exons.